AGAAGCACAUGGAGAAGAAGAAGAAGAAGACAGGCGCAAAAAGGUCCUAUGUGAUUGGUGCGAACGGAGUGUUUCCGCCGCCUCGGGCCAUCAGAAAGACCUCUCCCCCUCUCCCUGUGUGAAAUAGUCCCGCACUGCCUGAACUCUGUCGUCCCGUGGAAAAGGACUUAUCCGAGGUUCGGUUGUCUCGACCCGGCUGUGGAGCUGUGUGUGAGAGAGGAGGCAGCCGGAGCUCCCACAGUCUUUGUCCCAGCCUCCACCGCUCAGCUCCACAAUGUCUGAACUUUUUAUGGAGUGUGUCGAGGAGGAACUGGAGCCGUGGCAGAAACAAGCUCAUGAAGUUCAAAUGAUUGAGGAUGAUGAUGAUGAUGAACCCAUCUUCGUCGGAGUGCUCUCUAACAACCAAAAGAGCAGUAAGCCGCUGCCCCAACCUCGUCAGGCGAGCAGUGCAGGAAUACAAGAAAUGAAGCGUCCUGAUCCUCAGCCUUCCAUUAGCUCCUCACGAAUAAUGGUGCCACUGAAUAUCACUGGAAAUACAGUGACUACUGCAACACCCACUCUGGCACCUGCCACGCAACAACCUGUCAUUGUAAAUAACCAGGGCUUUAUUGUCACUUCUCCGCAAUUAGUGAACAACCCUGGGUUCAUUGCCUCUCUUGGUCGGCAGUACCCCCCUGGGACUUCAUUUGCAAUCGUAGCAGCUGGUCAGCAGCAGAUCUUUCAGCAGGUCAGUCAAGGCACAAUCAUACCCAGUGCUGUCCACAGGCCUCAGGUGCAACAAAUCAGCAACAACAUUGUGACGUUGUCUAAUGUCCAGAGUCCCACUGUGUACUCAACACAACUAAAUCAACUGAAACCCAACCAGCAGAUCGCUCUUCAGACCUUCUCUGUGCCUACAAAGGCCAAUAACACAGAUCAAAUACCAGUCAAACGCGGAUUGAUACUGCAGCAAACUGACAGUGUAGGAAAAAAAGCAAAGCUCAAUUUGGAUGCAUCAGGCACACUGGAAAACGGCAUCAAUACAAAAUGCCCCAAGUGUCAUGAAGAAUUCACAAUGCCAGAAGCUUUGAAAUUUCAUAUGAUGAAUUGCUGUAUAAAGGUUGAAAGUACAGCUCCAUCAACCGUGAACUCGGGAGUAAACAAGCGCAUCAUGCUGGUCUCUGAGUUCUAUUACGGCCACUUUGAGGGAGAUGGGAGCAAUAUGGAGGUGCAGAAGACCAACGGCACUUUCAAGUGCCAGAGCUGUUUGAAAACUCUCAAGAACAAUAUCAGGUUCAUGAACCAUAUGAAACAUCACCUGGAGCUGGAGAAGCAGAACAGUGAGAGCUGGGAAAGUUACACGACCUGCCAGCACUGCUACCGGCAGUACAUGACUCCGUUCCAGCUGCAGUGCCACAUCGAGAGCGCUCACAGCUCCAUGGAAUCCUCAACCAUUUGCAAAAUAUGUGAGCUGGCGUUUGAGUCUGAGCAGGUGCUCCUGGAACACAUGAAGGAUAACCACAAGCCCGGGGAAAUGCCUUAUGUCUGCCAGGUGUGCAAUUACAGGUCGUCUUUCUUCUCCGAUGUGGAGACACAUUUCCGAACUGUCCACGAAAACACGAAAGACCUGCUCUGUCCCUUCUGUCUCCGAGUUCUCAAAACGAGUCAUAUGUACAUGCAGCACUACAUGAAACAUCAGAAAAAAGGGAUCCAUCGCUGUGGAAAAUGCAGACUGAACUUCCUCACCUACAAGGAGAAAUUAGAGCACAGGACUCACUUCCACAAGACUUUCAGAAAACCUAAAGCCCUGGAGGGUCUUCCUCCGGGUACCAAGGUGACCAUUAGAGCCUCCGUUUCAGGAAAGACGCCUCUAGCAUCCACCUCCCCUGAGCGAUCCACCGUUACCGUCACUCCAGGAAUAACGUGCGUCACUUCGCCUGCCGGCUCUCUAGUCAGUGUAUCCAAGGCAAAGUCUAACGUGGCCGGACUUGCAAAAGGCAAAAUGACUCAGAGCAAGAAGAAAGAGCCUCGACCUUCCAAGCUCAACGUGGCCCUCAGGAAUCUCAGAAUUAAUCAGGGGAGUCACACGUGCAUCGAGUGCAACGCAAAAAUCAACGACCUAUUUUCUCAUUUCCCAAUGGUUUCCAAUUGUGGUGCGUGCAAAUAUCAGACAAGUUGCAAAGUUGCCAUCGGGAAUCACAUGAUCAGGUACCACAGCACCAUCACCAAAAAUAGAUUUUUGAGGAAGGAAAGUAAGAAAAAUGCAUCCAAACUGAAAUUAACUAUCGUCUGUCUCAACUGCGACCUCCUCAUGGAUGCAUCGAUUGGCGGUGACCUGAUGAGCAAACAUUUAAAUGAUCGACCAAAUCACAUAUGCAAAGUCAUUCAGGAGAAAGCAGACGUUAAAAACAAAGAUCGAGCGCAAUACGUCUUGGAGCAGCCCCCAAAAACCGUGUACCUCACGGCGACACCUUUUCCUCCGACACCAAAGGAAACGGACAUCAAACUAGAGGAAAAGGUCUCACCUAAAAGUUUUACUGUAGCUGCUGUUGAUCAACCACAGCCAAUUUUACCAACAGUUGAUCGGGAAAAGGGCUCCACAGGAUUAAGUCUCGAUGAAGAUGGAAAGCCGACAUUACCGCCGACUUCGUCUUCCCCGACAUCAGAUGGGGCUUUCGAUGUGCCGGUGGGAGAUGAGCCAGUGGGUGACUCAGAGAGCGCAGGUGUCCCUGAGCAUGAGACUGGGGAACUGCAAAUUAAAUGCGAAUGAAACACAAUUACAAAGCAAUGCACAUAACAAACUAGAAUUAUGACCUCCUAAACAACCAGUUCAUCAGCCACACCUCAGCUUUGUCAUUCUUUUUACAAACAUACAUGCUCCGGCUGCAGGUAUUUACUACAACUACAGAUUCCUACAUUAGGAAAGUCAGUUUCAACAGUUGGAUAAUAUAUUAAUCUCCUCUGUAGACCUUCCUUUUGCUGAAAUAUAUGUAGAUAAAUAAAUAAAAACAUCCCCUGUAAUUUGUUUAGCCCCUGAAAACGGUUAGAAAACAUCAUUCUGCAUUUUUGGACUAUCGUAGACCUCUGUCAGCUGCUCAUUGACUUAAAUUCAGUUUGUAUUUCUUUAAAAGUCUUACUAUCCUUAAGGAAACUCCAACCGCUAAAGAAUGGUAGGUAGUAUGGGGCUCUGCUCCUGAUCCCCAGUGUCAGAUUUCAAUGUGUUUUACUGAGAAAGAUGAAAAAACACAUUUGCCAAUGAUGUGACAAAUCUGCCAAAUUUCCCUGACAAACAUUCUCAGUUAAAAUCUCUGUCGUUCCUUUAAACUACACAAAAUAAUAUUGCAUUUGAUGUAGUUUGAGCCCAAUUUCUGUCGCAGACAGUUUUGAGCUGGUAACUUGAUUUAAGUUUUAGAUUUAUAUCUUUCUUGAAUCUUUGGUUUUCUAUCAUUAUGUAAUGUGUAGAUUUAUUUUGUGAUCUAAUAAGAAAGCUGUUAUAUUUAUAUUGAAUAUGAGGUUGUAUUAUCGAAAACAUACAUUGUCACUGAAAAUCAUUAAAUAAUUAAAAGCAAAUUCCUGAUGUCUGCCAGAAAUAUUUGUCUAAACUUUAUCAGGGGUUAAGGGGUGAACUUAAAAGAUUGUUCUAUGUUGACACACAGAAAGCAACUUUAAGGAAUACAGCAGUACAUGAGUAUAAAAUCAAAAAAAAAACUCAUUCCAUAAAGAGAAGGAACAAAAGUGGACGUGGGACGGACAGUCGAUUUUAUUGUUUUACUUUUAACUUUGUUCAGAGCGCCAGCCUGUAAAACAAAUAUCUAAACAUUGUCUUGGCUGCAGGUACACCUAUUUGUUCCAUGUCCCGGCCUCCUUUUUAUUCUGCAUUAAGUGGGAAAAAAAGUUCCCUGUGGUGCUGGGAAUAUUUCCUCAGAUGUGGUUUGUUUACUUUGUGUGGCUUAAAGUGUUAAGAUAUUCUUUAUGUCAUAGGUUUUUCAUACGGGUUUUUACUAGUGCAUAUAGUAUCUUUAGAGCAAGUCUGUAAAUGCAUUUAUGUCUGAGGGGAAUGUAAAUGUAACUACCCUUCCCUGAGUCUGUUUAGUACAUGCCUCUAAAUGUAUAUUGUUUCCCCCUUAGGACACAUUUUUUUCUGAGAUGUAUAAACCACUGGGAUUGGAUCAGUGUGAUUCUGUUUGUUUUGUAAAUAAAUCUUUAAUACAAAGGGU
Messenger RNA from Pleuronectes platessa (European plaice), 4196 nucleotides. RefSeq names its product zinc finger protein 280D (gene znf280d). Bases 275 to 2749 code for a protein of 824 amino acids. Gene Ontology annotation, molecular function: DNA-binding transcription factor activity, RNA polymerase II-specific; RNA polymerase II cis-regulatory region sequence-specific DNA binding. NCBI's taxonomy places the organism in Eukaryota, Metazoa, Chordata, Actinopteri, Pleuronectiformes, Pleuronectidae. Gene Ontology annotation, biological process: regulation of DNA-templated transcription. The record is from RefSeq and is a predicted model, not a curated record. The transcript is spliced from 18 exons.